Molecule: messenger RNA, 1153 nt
Organism: Setaria italica (foxtail millet)
Lineage: Eukaryota; Viridiplantae; Streptophyta; Magnoliopsida; Poales; Poaceae
Product: glucan endo-1,3-beta-glucosidase GV
Exons: 1
Coding region: 78-1130 (350 amino acids)
Biological process (GO): carbohydrate metabolic process
Cellular component (GO): plasma membrane
Molecular function (GO): hydrolase activity, hydrolyzing O-glycosyl compounds
Source: RefSeq, a predicted model, not a curated record
GCGUGCAAAACCAUCUAGCAGAGACUAGAGAUAAGCAAGCAUAAUAAUCCAGGCUAUUAAUCAACAUCUUUGAGCAAAUGGGAGGUGUUGGUAGUGUUCGCCGAUGGAUAUCUUGCACGCUGCUCAUCGCUGCCAUCUUCCUCUCCUUUGAUCACCAGCAGGCCUGUGCCGCGGGCGCGUACGGUGUCUGCUACGGCUUCAUCGGCGACAACCUGCCGUCGCGGGCGGAGGUGGUGCAGCUCUACAAGUCCCGCAACAUCAGCGCCAUGCGCAUCUACCACCCUGACCCGGAGGCCCUCGCGGCGCUGCGCGGCAGCGGCAUCGCCCUCGUCCUCGACGUGGGCGGCGUGGACGCGAUCCGCGCCCUCGCCGGCAGCGCCGCCGCGGCGGCCGUCUGGGUCGAGGCCAACGUCCAGGCCUACUACCCGGACGUCCUCAUCCGGUACGUCGCCGUCGGCAACGAGGUCCCCGCCGGCGACGACGCCGCGGGGCUCAUCCUCCCGGCCAUGCGGAACGUGCGCGCCGCGCUCGCGGCGGCGGGGCUCGCGGGCGCCGUCAGGGUGUCCACGGCGGUCCGGAUGGACGUGAUCACCGACUCCUUCCCACCGUCGCGCGGCGUGUUCAGCGCCAGCGCGGGGCGGCACAUGCCGCCCGUCGCGCGGUUCCUGGCCGACACCGGCGCGCCGCUGCUCGCCAACGUGUACCCCUACUUCGCCUACAGGGACAACCCGCGCGACAUAGCGCUCGCCUACGCGACGUUCCAGCCGGGCGCGGCCGCCGUGAGGGACGGUGGCAGCGGGCUGGCCUACACGAACCUCUUCGCCGCCAUGGUGGACGCCAUCCACGCCGCGCUUGAGAAGGCCGGGGCGCCGGGGGUCGGGGUCGUCGUGUCGGAGAGUGGGUGGCCGUCGGCGGGAGGGUUCGCGGCGACCGUGGAGAAUGCGCGGAGGUACAACCAGGGCCUGAUCGACCAGGCAUACCGGGGCACGCCCAAGAGGCCCGGGGUGCUGGAGACGUACGUGUUCGCCAUGUUCAACGAGAACCAGAAGCCCGGGGAUCCGACGGAGAGGAACUUUGGGCUCUUCUACCCUAACAAGCAGCCUGUAUACCCGAUUAUCUUCCCCAAUUAGCAUUGCAGUUCAGAUUUGGAGUA